AGUACGAGGGAUAUUUAUCUUAUCUCAAGGUCACACCCACACACCCACAGUACACUCGAUGGGAAAUGUCAGAGUGACCUGUGAAGGCUUGGGAGUAAAAACACUGUAGUUAAGAUAUAUUUCUGCUGUAUUCCGUAUUCAGCUCAGGAUGUUCAACCUGCCCCAGGAGCUGCUGAUCAUAUUCUACUCUGCUAUAAUCCAGUCUGUCCUUACUGCAACUGUCACGUUCUGGUUUGGAUCGGCCACCGGACAGGACAGGGACCUUCCCUCCAUCCAGGACCUGUACCAGUCCAGGGUCAGGAAGUGGCCUGACAUGUCCACGCUUUUCCCUUCUCUGCUCCCACGGAUAACGGAGUCCCUGUGGUUUAACCUGGACCGACCAUGUGUGGACGAGACCGAGCUGCACCAACAGGAACAGCAGCACCAAACCUGGUUGCAGAGUAUUGCUGAGAAAGACAACAACCUGAUGCCAAUUGGGAAACCUAUCUUUGAGGCGGGCUAUGAAGAGGAGGAGGAAGAGGAUGAUGAGGAUGAAGAAGACAGCGAGGAAGAUUCAGAAGAUGAAGAAGACAUGCAGGACAUGGAUGAGAUGAAUGACUACAAUGAGUCACCUGAUGACGGCGAGAUCAAUGAGGUGGAUAUGGAAGGAGCAGACCAAGAUCAAGACCAAUGGAUGAUUUAAGACAAAAGAUGAUUUCUCUCUGGCCUUUCUACUCACAGAUGAAAACAUGACUCUUCAGUCUGUGACACAGAUAUAUUUUUUUAUUUGUGUAUCCAGGAUAAAGAAUAUAGUCGCAUCACCACAAGAUACUUCAGGCGGAGAUCAAUACAUUUGUCUCAUUUCAAGUGAAUCUUGGAAGCAAGUUGUUGGACAUACCUGUAAGUGUUGCUACACAUUUAUCUACUAGUGAGGGAUAUUUCUGAAAAUACUACCGUGGGUGUGUGUGUUCAAGGGUCAGUGCACAUGUUUUAGUGGCAGCCCUAAACACAAUUUAUUAUUUUUUCCUGGCAAAACUGCCCCACACAUAUCAAGUUCUCAAAAUUAUACAGAUAAACAGUGUACAGCUGCACAGUGACAGAAGUAUGCACUGAUCUGAUGAUCUCCCAUUUAAACUUUGACCUUGUUAUAUCAGCAGUCAUGUGCUACUCAAAGUCUCCAAACAUCUGACUGAGUGCAAGUCAGCAAAAUAAUUUGUUACCUAUUAAAAGGACAUUCAUCAUAUAGCCCAGUUUAAAUACAUGGUGUACUGUGUACUGUAUGCUGCUGGUCUUUUGUUACAGCUACAUAGUCAUUGUGUUAGAAAAGCAUUUUAACAUUAUAUGUCAAAGAAUAAAGCUGUCAUUACUGCUGAAAAAAUAUGAAUAGUAAUUUCAGUUCCCAUGGUGUUCCUCUAAAUUUUCUUGUUAACUAAGGCUUUGGUUAUGUGACAUGAAUAUUUGUAUUAAAUUAUAUUGAUCAAGCCUUGUUUUUGUUUUCUGCAUUUUAAAUCUUUUAUAAUAAAUGAUAAAACAUA
This is a messenger RNA of Mugil cephalus (flathead mullet), 1514 nucleotides long. RefSeq names its product anaphase promoting complex subunit 15 (gene anapc15). The transcript has 5 exons. NCBI's taxonomy places the organism in Eukaryota, Metazoa, Chordata, Actinopteri, Mugiliformes, Mugilidae. The record is from RefSeq and is a predicted model, not a curated record. Gene Ontology annotation, cellular component: anaphase-promoting complex. The coding region runs from base 149 to 682 and encodes 177 amino acids. Gene Ontology annotation, biological process: regulation of mitotic cell cycle spindle assembly checkpoint.